Messenger RNA from Saccostrea echinata, 1296 nucleotides. RefSeq lists its product as uncharacterized. The transcript has a single exon. Lineage: Eukaryota; Metazoa; Mollusca; Bivalvia; Ostreida; Ostreidae. The record is from RefSeq and is a predicted model, not a curated record. Bases 1 to 1296 code for a protein of 431 amino acids.
AUGUUUUGCACUGAAGCAGUAUUUUCUUGUUUUCAGAGUUCCUCUACAAAUCAGCGGUUUUCACGAAAUGUUGCAAGAAGAAGCCGUAUUUCAGCCCCAUCAAGGCAGGAAACAGGCUUUGCCAACAGUAACAGGAGGCAAUUUUCUAGACGAGCUCGUACUUCGCCAACUAGAAGACAACAAAAUGGAUUCUCUGAUGCAAUUAGAAGAAGGCAAACUACCUUUUCACAGAUCAGAAACAGGCCACCGUCUAAUCCUAGAACUUCAAGCAUUAUAAGAAACAGAAAUAGAAAUUUUAGAUUGAGGCCGAAUUGGAACAGGAGCAGAUUCUCAAAUGUGCGGUUUGGGCGACUUAUAAAUUCUGGAUCUAGAAAUAUUCCUCAAAGGCAUUCAUCAAUAAGCCAUCAACAGAGAAUAUCGAUUCAACCAAGCAACCAGGCAAACAACAGAAUGGUGUCUGUACCAAAAUCUUUAUUGACAGAACUUUUACAAAAUGCAAGGCGAUUGAAUAGGAAAUUGAAUUCGAAUCAAGUGGAAACUAUGUCCGGCACAGUAACACAGCCCCCUAUCAGAUUGACUAUAUCCCCGAACAAUAUCGCUAACAGUUUAACUAGUAAUAUCGGCAAUCAACUACAGAAUCUCCUUCAAUGGAAUCAGAUUCAAAACGUUUUGGAUUCUUCAAUUCAACAGAGGAUUCCGAGUUUACCUUCAAGUCUAUCUUUCCAACCGAACAUUGGAGAGUCGUUCGGAAAUGAUCAGGCAUUAUUGAUACUACCCACUAUGACGCCCCAGAUAAUCAUUGCUCCACAACCAAAACCCACUGUUCCAGAAUACAAGCCCUCGCAGUUCGACAUUGCCUUGCAAGCACAUAUUUUGGACGAACUUGGAUUCGAAAAUCUUGUCACUGACACACCGGAUGCUGCUGAGGUUCACCAACAACAGCCCCAAAAGAAACCGAAAAAGACAAAAAUAGUUAUCAACACUAACACUAAGAGUAAACAUACAGCACAGAACAAUAGCAAAGUGUCGAUAAACCAGCAAGGAAAUAACAACCCAAGUUUACAACAGAUUGCUGCUGUGACGUCAACAACGCUCAAGCCAAUCAGAAUCGUAUUCAGUGGUCAGCAGACAUCGCUUAUGACUGAUGCAGUUACCACCCCUGCACCAGCUGGACAAAUUAGUGUCAAUAACAAUCAAAUUAGUGUCAAUAACAACCAAAAACUCAUCAUCACCCCGUCAGGUAAUUAUACAAUUCAACAUCUUCCAAAUAGCAACAACGGAUUUCAAAUAGCAUGA